Messenger RNA from Uranotaenia lowii, 2778 nucleotides. RefSeq names its product cytokine receptor-like. Gene Ontology annotation, molecular function: protein binding. The record is from RefSeq and is a predicted model, not a curated record. NCBI's taxonomy places the organism in Eukaryota, Metazoa, Arthropoda, Insecta, Diptera, Culicidae. The transcript is spliced from 6 exons. Bases 129 to 2678 code for a protein of 849 amino acids.
AUAUAGCUCAGUCUUCGGUCAGUGCAGUUACAAUACAGGAGCGAUGUGUGAAACUAAUGUUGCAAGUUUUGGGUUUGUUUGAUAUAAGUUGUGUUUCAAAAUGUUAACAGUUGUUCGACGAAGAUAGAAUGUAUCGAAUAGUAAGGAUCUUACUUUGCGUUCUGUUAGCCGCAUCUCAGGUUCUAAUUCAACACGCGUCAGAUGUUUUUGCGCGACGAGGAAGAAUAACGAAACCCGACACCUCCAUUAUCGAUCUUGACACCAAUGUAACCUUCUUCCUGCUCGAAUGCACGCUGGACAACUUUUUGGUGGGCAGUAGUGACAUCAGCAUGUUGGAAAUCAACCAAACUAAGAAUGGCGUGAAUCGCAAAAUAGAAACACAGGUGAACGGCGUAAACUCGAAACUAGCAAAAAUAGAUCUCACCAACGAAACGGAACUGUGUGGCGUCAAUCGUUACUUUUGCUUCUACAAGGAUAAGCCAGUGGUCGAACCAAAAAGUGUUUACGUUGGCAGAAAAGCUCGCAUGGUCUCCGAAGAUGAUAUCCUGUGUAUAUCGGAAAAUCGAAAGUAUCUGACGUGUGAUUUUACCGCAAUCGAGUACUGUGAUCUACCUACUAUUUACACCCUUUCGGUGGCCCGAUCAGGAUCGCUGUGUGCGCUGCAUUACAGCAAGGACCUUAAUCUGUGGCGAUUCAAUAGUUCAACAAAGCGCUGUGAAUAUCAAUCGGCGCAUAAGGAAAUCACGAUGAAAUUGGAGUCGGAGAACAAAUUUGGGAAAACUGCGAUGAAUUUCACUAUCAACAAUUACGAUUUGCUUCGACCGGGCUUGAUAGAAAACUUUAAAAUUUUUGAAAUUACUACUCGAAGUGUUUUGGUUGAGUGGAGUCUUCCUAAAAGUCCGAUGGACGCUCAUCGUUUGUUUGAAUUCCAGUUCAGGUUAGCUUCGGAACUUGUUCGAGAAACAAGUUUAUUUCAAAACUUCACUUUCUCCAGUGAUCAAAAACAAACUCAUACGAUCGAAGAUCUACUUCCUUUCACGAGAUACAAACUUCAAAUUAGAAGCAGAUUGGCCCUGCCGAAGGCGAGGAAUUUCGAAGAUGUCUAUUGGUCGGAUUGGGUAAGCACCGUUUUCGCGACGGAAGCAUGUGCACCGGAACUGGCACCACUGAUGAUUCCUGGCGGCUAUAGCAUUAGAAAGCGGAUCAACAACCGAAUUACGGUGGAUGUUUAUUGGAAGGGAGUUCCGGAACAGUUCUGGAACGGACCCGAAUUCGGUUACGAUGUGGAAGCCAUUUCGAGCAGUGGUGUUAGAAUUCAACCGAAGGUGGUACUCACGGAUAUGGCGACCUUUGAAAACCUGGCCUUUGGCUCCUACAGGGUAGAGGUAACGAGUAGGAAUGCACUGGGUCGGGCGAAACUCGUUGGCUCUACUACAAUAUUUUUGAGCCACCGAGAUCAACGACCUAUAAUAAAAAGGGUGUCCAGGAAGGAAAACUUCCAUCAAAUUUCCUGGUAUCCCUUGUCGGAUAAUAAAACCCCGAGGAAUUACACUUUGCUGUUCUGUGAUCUUGAUCAUACGGGAUCUUGCACCCAUGCUUUAGGAUUUCAGCUCAUACGCAACUCAAGUAGCAGUGUGAAUUUUUCGUCGGAAUACCCGAUGAAUUUUGCGUUGGCCGCUAACUAUGAAGAUCAUUCCUCUAGCUUGACGUGGACCGAAUGCAUUGUAGAGCAAUAUGGCGGAGUUGACAAUCCAGAUUUUGAUCUGGGAAACAUUUCUCAUCAUUCUUUCGUCGUUUACAUAAAAGAUAGAUGUGAGCAGAAGUCGUGGAUUCAAAAGUAUGAUAUAGAGUACUGGCCGGUUGAAUCACCACAAAAGGUGCAAAAUGUAAUAGUUAUGCCCUACAACGAUGUGAUUGUAAUAGGUCAACUACACCCAGAUACUCGCUAUAAUGUAAGUGUCACAUCGAUAGAUGAUGCAGGCAUACCGAUGACCUCUUACAGGAUUAUUACAACACAAAAGAAGGUUCCAGUUUUCCCAAUAUUCCUCUAUACCAUACUGGGCUCAGCAUUGAUCAUACUGGCGGCCUUAAGAGUCAUGCGAUAUGUUAAGCGAGUAAAGAAUAUCAAAGUAGAUCUCCCGAUCGGAUUGGAAGAAAUUUUUGAACCUGUGAAACUUGACAACCCCUUCUGUACUAAGAACGAAAAAUCAAACGUCCACAAACAGGUUAUUUUCAAUGACUGGGAUGAAUCCAUCCUAUACGAUGAAGAGUGUGAAGACGAACCAGAAAUAGAAACAACACAUGAAGAGUCAACUAUUGAAUCCGAGCCUAUUAAACCGACUCAAAACACUGGAUAUGUUGAAGCAAAUUUCCGAAUACAAAAUUUAACAAGUCCAAUCCCUAUCUCUAACAGCAUAGAAAUGGAAACAAUAAACCAUCCGACAGAACCUGAUCAAGAGGAACUGAAGGCUGAAAACCUUUCAGAACAGGAAACAAGCACAACAAAAGCACUUCAGCCACUGAAUCGACCAGUCGCCACCGGCGGAUAUGUUCCGGUAUCACAGGUGCUCAGCAUCAACAAAGCAAGCAGUUUGGAGCCGAAAGCACAAACCAGUGUUCAACGUUCCGGGUACGUGGAUUUGAACAACCUUAUAAGGCCUCAGAAUCCUUUGGUUUAGUUCAUUUUACAUUAUUUAGAAAACGUUGUGUUCAUGGAAUACUCUUGCGCGAAAUGUGAUAAAUUGGUACAAAAUAAAGCUUACUAUAUUGUCAAACUGG